AUGUGUAUAUCCUGCCGAUGUUCUGGAAUCUUAAACUGUCUAGGAAAUUUAUCUUAUAUAUUUGAAAGGUUAGCAUCAUGCUGUGCUAUGACUGCUGUUGUGUCUUGUAUCGUCACCACAUUGAUUUUUAUGCUGGGAGUUGGCGUCGGACUUGGCUACAACUAUUGUUACGUUGACUUCACUUCUGGGCAGCGAGCCAGCGCUGAGGCAUUUGAUUCCUUUGAGGACCUCAUGGUAAUACCUGUAAAUGAUACAGAGACUGACGACAGAUCGAGCAAAGGAUCCAGGAAGUCGUUCCAGCCCUUCGACCUACCUAUUAAGAAAAACGUGAAGAUAUCCGUACCCUUGAAUGAGGGCAUUGAUUUUACACAACUUUUGAAUAAAAUAAGAAGUUCACGAAAGAAUGUAACUCUUCAAUUAAUUGUAUAG
Molecule: messenger RNA, 429 nt
Organism: Pieris macdunnoughi
Lineage: Eukaryota; Metazoa; Arthropoda; Insecta; Lepidoptera; Pieridae
Source: the annotation of a GenBank genome assembly